Lactuca saligna is the source of this 729-nucleotide messenger RNA. Lineage: Eukaryota; Viridiplantae; Streptophyta; Magnoliopsida; Asterales; Asteraceae. The record is from the annotation of a GenBank genome assembly.
AUGUGCAUCCCGGCGCAUGAUAUCUGUGUGGGCUACCCGUCUUUCUUUUACGCAAGAAGUAGAGGAUCGGGCCGGACGCCGCUAGACUGGGACCACCGGAUGAGAAUCGCACUAAGUGCCGCCAGAGGAGUGGCAUACCUCCACGUCGCCGGAAAAGUCGUGCACGGCAACAUCAAAGCAUCAAACAUCCUCCUCCGGCAAGAAACCAACCGCGACGCGUCCGUUUCCGAUUUCGGUCUCAACACGCUGUUCGGGGGGUCAAGCUCCCCGAACACACGUGUCACAGGGUACCGAGCACCAGAGGUGCUCGAGACCCGAAAAGUCACAUUCAAAUCGGAUGUGUAUAGCUUCGGGGUACUCUUAUUGGAGCUUUUAACAGGAAAAGCUCCAAACCAAGCGUCAUUGGGUGAAGAAGGGAUUGAUUUGCCACGGUGGGUACAAUCGGUGGUGCGUGAGGAAUGGACUGCUGAGGUUUUUGAUGUGGAAUUAAUGAGGUAUCAAAAUAUUGAAGAGGAAAUGGUUCAAUUGUUGCAAAUAGCAAUGGCGUGUGUAUCGACUGUGCCAGAUCAGCGACCUGCGAUGCAGGAGGUUGUUAGGAUGAUGGAGGAUAUGAAUCGCGGGGAAACGGAUGACGGGUUGAGACAGUCAUCUGAUGACCCGUCUAAAGGGUCGGAUGUGCAUACGCCGCCCACCGAGACCCGAAACUCGCCAAAUACUGUCACACCGUGA